AUGAUUUAUAAGAAGUGGACAAAUGCCGUUGGACUAUCUCGCAACGAUCAGGUAAACAUCAUCAAUUUCGUCUACGAGCAGAAGCUCUGCUUCAUAAGUAAGUACGCAUAAGU
Messenger RNA from Strongylus vulgaris, 113 nucleotides. Lineage: Eukaryota; Metazoa; Nematoda; Chromadorea; Rhabditida; Strongylidae. The record is from the annotation of a GenBank genome assembly.